AUGAAAAGUCAGCGCGCACGGUCACGGACCACCACCCUAGAUGAUCAGCGCAGCGAGAUCUCCCCUAACACAUUUUUCAGAGCCCGGAAUCGCCUGGGAUCCAUCAACACCGCAGUUCCACAACCCAAAACCCCGGACGAGUCGUCAUCUAUUGGCUAUCCGUCGAUUCAGUCCCCCACCUAUUUCAGUCACUCCCUUGGUCGCCAACGGUCAAGCAAGCCCCCAGGGGGUUCGAGCUUGGUGACGAGUGUAUCAGCCAAUCAGACCCCCUCCGCGCUGUCGACUACCGAUGCGUCCAAGAUCCUGCAGCUUAUGAAAACGACUUGUGGAAGGAUGCACGGCAUUCUUUCGUUUCGGACUGCAUCAACAACGGCUUGGUCCUCGGGCUACUGCGCCAUCAACGUCGCCACGGGCAGUCUAAUAUAUCAAGCCAAGGGAGAGCCCGCACUGGCCAAGACCUUGAUUCCUGAUCUUCGUGGCUGUCAGGUUCGCUCGCUUGUCGAUCCGGAACUACGGACGAAUUACCUCAGCGUGUCCACGUUUACUUCAGGGCUAGGUGUCGAGCUAAGGCCCCAUGUAAGCGAAACAUUCGACUCCUGGCUUGCUGCCUUGCUGUGCUGGCAGCCAAUUCGUCCCAAGGGCGUUCAAAACAAAAUGACAAAGCCCCAGUCGGUUGCGAUUGGUGACCGCCGUUUGGCCGAACGCCGGCGAAACUCGGAGAGUACAGUCCAGAAAGAGGCAGCGAUUAUCAAGGUUGGCAAGAUGCUCUUAUGGGACAGGCCUAGUGCUUCCGGUGUUCGACCUUCCUCUGGCCNCCGAGUGUCAACAUAUCGACAACAAAGAGCUCUUUCCUCGUCGUGGNUGAGGGUCAACUAUGAAUUUUGCGUCGCCAUUUAUCCUCAAUACGCCGUUCACUCUGCAUCCGGCAUCACUCGACCCGUAUAUUUAGCCUUGGAAAGUCGAGUCCUGUUCGAGGUAUGGUUCGUGCUCCUGCGCGCCUUCACGAUACCAGAGCUCUAUGGGCCCGAAACCUGUGCAGAAGACGACCCGAAGAGUCCGUCCGAUGCCCCUACAGCAUCUAUGGCAGAUAUGUUUCGAAUCGAGCGAGUGCUCAAUGUGAGAGUAACGGAAGCUAAGCUCCUCCGAAACAAAGCUGCCGAGAAAGCUCCUCGAAGCCGGAAGCAGUCGCGGUCACAUAGCAAUUCAACCCCAACAUCUGCCGUGAGCGAUUACUACACAGAAGUACUUCUUGAUGGGGAAAUCCGCGCCAAGACUGCUGUCAAGUACCGCACAGCCAACCCGUUUUGGCGAGAAGACUUUAAUUUCAGUGAUCUUCCGCCUGUCCUGUCGCAAGUGUCGAUUCUAGUAAAGACGGUCAACCCGACACAGAAGGAUUGGACACUUAUCGCACAUGGCUCCUAUGGCCAGGACCAUAGUAAUCCGGCGCGUUUGUUAGACGACGUUGAGCUCUCCUCCCAGGAUGCUACGUUCGGCAGGGUCGAUUUGAAGCUGGACGAUCUACAGCCUGGAGUCGAAACGGAAAAAUGGUGGCCGAUCCUAGAUGACAAAGAUCAGCCGUAUACGCCGAUGUCGGAAAUCCUACAUUCGUUCACCAAUGGGCUCACGAUUAACAUGUCUCAAGUCAUGUCCUCGGAGCUCAAUCAGUUGUCCGAAGCUCUCCUAAAUAUUUACCAGGUAUCAGGCACGACUGUCGAGUGGAUUUCAGCAUUGGUCGAGGAUGAGAUUGAUGGGCUGCACAAAGAGUCGACAGCAAACAGGCUAAGGUAUACAACGAGGAUUCAUUCCAACGAUUCCCGGGAGUCGGGUCAAGAAAGAGAAGUGCUCGUCCGAGACAUGGGCCGUACUGCCACCGUUGAGGCAAACCUCCUUUUCCGAGGGAACUCGCUUCUCACCAAGGCGCUCGACUACCACAUGCGUCGCCUAGGCAAGGAAUACUUGGAAGAAACAAUUGGCGAGCGACUUCGCGAUAUCGAUGAAACCGACCCGGAGUGCGAGGUGGACCCUUCCCGUGUACACCGAUCGGAUGAUCUCGACCGCAACUGGAGGAACCUCGUCUCCCUAAGUACAGGGGUCUGGAAAUCAAUUGCAAGCUCUGCUUCUAGAUGCCCGGCUGAAUUGAGGCUUAUUUUUCGGCAUAUCCGGGCUUGUGCAGAGGACCGUUAUGGCGAUUUCCUCCGGUCAGUCACAUACAGUAGUGUAUCGGGCUUCUUGUUUUUGCGGUUCUUUUGUCCAGCAAUCCUGAAUCCCAAACUAUUUGGAUUGCUCAAAGAUCAUCCGCGCCCCCGGGCCCAGCGCACACUGACACUGAUCGCCAAGGCCCUGCAAGGCCUGGCCAAUAUGACCACGUUCGGCAGCAAGGAGCCUUGGAUGGAGCCUAUGAACAAAUUUCUGGUCAGCAACCGCGCCGAUUUUAAGCAAUUCGUCGAUUCCAUUUGUGCCAUUCCUGCCGACCGUCCCGCGCCUAUCGUCACACCCUCCUAUGCCACGCCAAUACAGAUUCUGGGUCGUCUCCCCCCAACAUCCCGCGAAGGAUUCCCCAGCCUACCCUUCCUCAUUGAUCACGCGCGAAGCUUUGCCAAUCUCAUCAGUAUAUGGCUCGAGAUCGCACCGGAGCGCCUGGCGGAAUUGGAGGAGAUUGACCCAGCAGUCAGCAAAUUCCAUGAAAUGGCCGUUCGUCUCCACCAACGCACCAAGGAAUGUUUGAGUAGAGCCGAACAGGCAGAACGUCCAAACGGAGGCCUGGAGGUCAAAUGGGAGGAACUGGUUGACGCGAUGGAACGGUCGGUGACCUUCUACGAGGACAGUUCCAAGCCUACAAGCCCGGCCACCGAGGCAGCUAUUGCAGGGUCGACAUCCCUUACAGGCAGCCAUCGCAAUUCGAUCGGUUACUUCGCGUCGAGGCCCUCUCUACCGCGUCGGUCUACCGAUUACGCUCCUGAAGCGGACGAUGACACGCCUCCCAGUUCCUCUUCGGCCACGUGGGACCAAAGCAGAGUCCCCUUCUCGAUACCACGAUGGGCAGAUCCCAGGGACAGCACCGGCAGUUCGAAGAAUUCAUCCACAUAUUCGCUUGAAUAUCCCGAACCCUCGAAAUCGCGCAGAUCUAGCAUCACUAGAGAGACGACAAGCAAGUACCGGUUCUUCGAUUUCGUGCCUCCGUCUCGCCGCAAAGCGAAGGAUCGGGAACAGGCUCAAAAUUCGCGUGAGGAACAGCGCAACGAGUUAUGA
This is a messenger RNA of Aspergillus niger, 3249 nucleotides long. RefSeq lists its product as uncharacterized. Gene Ontology annotation, biological process: regulation of GTPase activity. The coding region runs from base 1 to 3249 and encodes 1082 amino acids. The record is from RefSeq and is a predicted model, not a curated record. The transcript is spliced from 4 exons. NCBI's taxonomy places the organism in Eukaryota, Fungi, Ascomycota, Eurotiomycetes, Eurotiales, Aspergillaceae.